AUGACUUGUCCCAAACUGUACCUUGGCUUGGGCACAGAAUGGGACGGGCACGGGAAACAGGUCCCGUGGUUCGAUGUGGAUGUGGAAAGGAAAACGCCUCCCAGCCACGUCAAAUCGGGCGAGAACACCACCACUGAUAAAUUGCAUGCCGAGAAACAAGAUGAUACUCACAUGAUAGAUACUACUGAUGUCACAAACACCAAUCUUUUGCGACUCAAUCUAACUGCUUCACACUGUUUGCCUCAAAAAAGUUUUGUUUUUAUUAAAGUGCACAAGGCAGGGUCACAUAAUACUGCCUGCAUCCUUCAGAGAUUCGUUUGGAGCAACAACCUCACCAUUGUCCUACCAAUGAAUCCGGUAAAGUCAGGGCUAAAAACACAUGAUCUGAACUAUGUAAAUUUGCCCUUCUACCCUCCGUAUGAUGUAAUGCUACACCAUUUACCUUACAACAGAGCCAAGAUGGCUAACGUCAUGCAGAAGAACGUGGUUUUCAUCGCGAUUUUGCGAUACCCUCUCAGUCACCUGAAAUCAAUCUAUAAUUAUCGUCACCUAGACAGGCGUUUUGGAUUACCAUUGGAGGGUUAUCUGAGCAACCCAAAGUAUUUGUUCGGCACGAUUCUGUACAAAACAAGGAACUGGCAGGCUUUUAUGAUGGGCAUACCUCCAGAGUACUCUGGCAACAACAAGAAGGCACAAGCUCGUAUCCUGGAGCUCGGCAAAGAAUUUGAUCACGUGAUGAUUUUGGAGUAUUAUGACGAAUCGCUAAUUCUGCUUAAAAGAAAGCUUUGCUGGAAACUUCAAGACAUCUUAUACGACAAACAAAUUCGGAAUUAUCGUUCGUAUUCUUAUAAGAAAACAGAUAUCCCUGAGAAACUUAAAGAAAACCAUAAACGUUCAAGCGACCUAGACUACAUGUUGUAUAGCUACUUCAACAAAACUCUUUGGAGGGAAAUCUUAAAAGAAGGGGAAGAUUUCCAGAAUGAAGUAGAAUUGUUUAGACGGGUUAACUAUAAAGUAAACCUCUUUUGCAAUUCUCCCGUUAAUUACAGUGACUACGUUAUUGAAGCGACGACCUGGAAUGCAAAGUUUACGGUGGAUCAGACCCUGUGUUCUGAGCUAAAAAUGCUUAGGAUAGACUGGGAUAAGCGUUUCUUUGCGAGACAAGGGAAAGUACCGGAGGGUAUGGGUGCGCACGGUAUGCUUGACCAAUAA
Molecule: messenger RNA, 1212 nt
Organism: Branchiostoma belcheri (Belcher's lancelet)
Lineage: Eukaryota; Metazoa; Chordata; Leptocardii; Amphioxiformes; Branchiostomatidae
Product: galactosylceramide sulfotransferase-like
Exons: 3
Coding region: 1-1212 (403 amino acids)
Biological process (GO): glycolipid biosynthetic process
Cellular component (GO): membrane
Molecular function (GO): galactosylceramide sulfotransferase activity
Source: RefSeq, a predicted model, not a curated record